CUCUGCACUGUGUGGUUACGUGACUCAUCAAAAUCUGAGCCUGUUCUCAGCCGAGCCCGAGGGACCACAAAAAUCUACGGUACGGUAAGUUUCCUUUCAGAGAUAGAUCUCCAAGGCGACGUCAUACCAGACUAAUCCAAUACGAUGGCAGAAGCGAGUUUUUGUCCAGGAAAUUCCAGCCUUGUACCCAUCUGGGUUGACCAUGGGUUAUCAAGAUGCUUCAUGGAGACAUUGGUGUCGUCCAUCAUGUUCUUUGUUGUUGUUGUACUUGGUGGGAUCCAGGUUUUAAUAUUCUGGAAACGUGCCAUGGAUGUUGAGGUACGAUUCCGCACCAACCCUUUCUGGUUUCGCCUCCAAUUCUUCCUCACCAUCACCAUGAUAAUCCAGUACAUCCUCCGCAUCGUGAUGUAUGCCGUCCUCCACGAACCUCUCAGCGGUGACAUUGAGCUUGGUACCUGUUUCUACCUAGCCUCCUACAUCGUCUCCUUGCCUGUCAUAGCCAUUGAACGUACAAAGUUCCUAGCCAGCAGGGUACGUGGUCAUGGAUUCAUCCUGCUGCUCUUCUGGUCUUUGGCAUUCCUCAGUGAGAACCUGGCAUUCGUAUCCUGGGAAAGUCCCCACUACUGGUGGAAGUUGGAGACCGAGUUUCACCAGGCAAUGUUUGGCCUCUGGGUGGUACGCUAUGUCAUCACGUUCUGUCUGUUUGCUCUUGGUCUCAGAGCACCAGGGCUGCCCAAGAAGAGCUACAUGCUUAUCAUCAAUGAGGACGGUCGAGAGCCAACCAACGAAAUACCUGCUAAUGACGCUGGAAACCCCUCAACAUGGGCUAACGCAUGGACCAAAGUGCGGAUCGUGUGGCCCUAUGUCUGGCCUAAAGGGAACGUUGUGAUGCAGCUCAGGGUUCUCUUCUGCCUUCUCAUCUUGGUGUCUGGAAGGGUUAUCAAUGUCUUUGUUCCAGUCUUGAAUAAGAAUAUAGUCGAUGCUCUAUCGGGUACUCCAACAUUUCCAGUCAGAUACAUCGUGUAUUAUGUAGGCUGCAAGCUGCUUCAGGGAGGUGGUUUCGGUAGUUUGGGUUUACUGAGUAACAUGAGAUCUCUCCUAUGGAUUCGAGUGCAGCAGUACACCACUAAAGGCAUCAUGGUUCGUCUCUUUGAACAUCUUCACCAUUUGUCCUUACGUUGGCAUCUAAACAGAAAGACUGGUGAGGUACUUCGAAUGAUGGACAGAGGAACGACAAGCAUCAAUAGUUUACUCAGCUACAUAGUGUUCAACAUCCUACCAACCAUUGCUGAUAUUGUUAUAGCGGUAGUCUACUUCAUCAGUGCUUUUAAUGCCUGGUUUGGUCUUAUCGUCUUCGUGGCUAUGACUCUCUUCAUCAUCGUCACCAUUGCUGUGACUGAGUGGAGGACAAAAUUCAGACGAGAGAUGAACUUGAAGGACAACAAGAUGAGACAAAAGGCCAUAGACUCCUUGCUCAAUUUUGAAACAGUGAAAUACUACAACAACGAGUCGUUUGAAGUUGGCAUGUAUGAUGAUUGCAUCACUGAUUAUCAGGUGAGUGAAUGGAAGUCGACUGCUUCAUUAUCACUACUGAACUCCGCUCAGAAUCUUGUCGUCAAUGCUGGUCUGUUGGUGGGAUGUCUACUCUGUGCUCAUAUUGUCUAUGAAGGCCAGCUCACGGCAGGAGACUACGUACUGUUCUCGUCAUAUAUCAUGCAGCUUUACAGCCCUCUUAAUUUCUUUGGAACUUACUACAGAAUGAUUCAACAAGCUUUCAUCGACAUGGAAAAUAUGAUUGAUCUUCUAGAAGAGAAACAAGAGAUAACUGAUGAUCCAGACGCCAAGGAUCUAAUAGUAAGGAAAGGAAAGGUGGAGUUUGACAAUGUAUCCUUCUUUUACAAUGAACAGAAGCCUAUCUUGCGAAAUGUUUCAUUUACAGUUGAACCAGGCCAAGUGCUUGCCAUUGUUGGUCCGUCAGGAGCUGGUAAGAGCACAAUCAUCCGGCUUUUAUUCAGAUUCUAUGAGGUACAAGGAGGUCAAAUCAGACUAGAUGGUCAAGACAUUAGUAAGGUAGCACAAAGUUCUUUGAGAAAAGUCAUAGGUGUGGUUCCACAAGACACUGUUCUGUUUAAUAAUGAUAUCAGGUAUAAUAUCCGAUACGGCAAAGUGCAAUGCGAAACAGAAGAGGUGGAGGAAGCAGCCAGGGCAGCUGAUAUACAUACAAGGAUCGAAUCUUUCCCGGAAGGUUAUGAUACUGUGGUAGGUGAGAGAGGUCUUAAAUUGAGUGGCGGUGAGAAACAGAGAGUCGCUAUUGCUAGAACCAUACUCAAAGCUCCUGAUUUUGUACUAUUAGAUGAGGCCACUUCUGCAUUGGACACGAAGACAGAACGUAACAUCCAGAUGUCGUUAUCAAAUAUAUGCGAGGGGAGAACAACCAUCGUGGUUGCUCAUCGGCUCUCGACUAUCAUUAAUGCUGAUAAGAUCCUCGUGCUACAGGACGGUAUCAUCAUAGAGAAUGGAAGGCAUGAAGAGCUGUUAGAAAUGAAUGGAGUUUAUGCUGAUAUGUGGCAACAGCAGCUACAGGCAGAGGAAGAUGGUGGGGCCAAAGGAAGCAGCGAAAAUCUUGAUGCUCCAAAGUAGUAAAUGGCAAACACAAAUCUCAACGUGGUCUCCUUAUUGGGUGAUUUCAAGCGUGGUAUUGGUCUUCAAAGCUUAAUUGAAAGCCAAUCACAGCUGGUCAUUCAGCAUCAAUUGUAUUCUUGGUUCUAUGUAUUGUUUUGUACUAGCAUUCUGUUCAAGCAUGUGAUUUAACUUCUAUGAGUGCAUGC
Molecule: messenger RNA, 2828 nt
Organism: Lytechinus variegatus (green sea urchin)
Lineage: Eukaryota; Metazoa; Echinodermata; Echinoidea; Temnopleuroida; Toxopneustidae
Product: ATP-binding cassette sub-family B member 6, mitochondrial-like
Exons: 21
Coding region: 145-2640 (831 amino acids)
Biological process (GO): transmembrane transport; heme transport
Cellular component (GO): membrane
Molecular function (GO): ATP binding; heme binding; ABC-type heme transporter activity
Source: RefSeq, a predicted model, not a curated record